AUGCCUGAUGGUGCAGGCAUGGAGGGGUCAACAGUGCUGGAGCGUAUGGCAGCAUGUCUCCCCUGCGCCAGCUGGCCCUGCGCCGGCGGCGGCAGCAGCCGCCACUGGCAGCUGUGGCCGGGCGACUUCGACGAUGAUGCGCAGCCGAUUCUCACCGCGCCCACGCCCGCUCUCGCAGAGUGCCUCAUCCCCCCAACAGUGUCCAGCCUGUACGAUGACAGGGGACAAAGCUCGCCGGAGUCCAGCGCCCCUUCUUGGGACAUCGGUGCCGGCCGGCCCCCCGCGCACCAGAUGUCGGGGCAGAGGGGCCGCAGUGGGAUGGGUUUGUCACCCAAGGGUCAAGGGGCGCGCGGCGCAGACACCCUGGACCGAUCCUCAGGGCAGCAAGGGGGGAUUGAGCUGAAGCAGGCGGCGGCCAACCCGCUGUUGGGCCAAUUCCAUCUGCAAGACGGCGGCCGCUUUGUCAAGGCCAAGCUGCCGAGCGCAAGCGUGGGCCGGCAGGGUACGCGCCUGGAGAACAGCCAUAGUGGGGAGCGUGGGGGUGAACCUGGGGGUGGGGCAGGGGAUGAUCUGGCGAAUGCAAACGCCCCCGAGCAGACCGGCAGCCGAGGCGGGUCCCCCCGGCGGCAUGGGAACCGCUGGGAAGAGGGGGAUGCGGAGGGGGAGGACCUGGGAGGCCCACCAGCUGCAUGAGACUAGGCUGUUGAGACAGCUCUCGAGGAUCUGUGCAGCCAGGCUUGUGGUGAACAGUCUGCUUUGCCAGCAAAUAGCCCUGAAGUAUGUGGAACUAGGCUUCUUCCUGUGUGUGCAUAUAGCGCUCAAUCGCGCCUUUGUAUCAUAUUGGGCAGAAAGGCAUAAAUAAAUGUGGCACUGCGUGCAUGUAUGUUGCGGCGUGUCGCCUGUUACUCCUGCGGUGCAUGGUGUCUCCUCAGGAUGUUUUAUACAGGCUUGUACAUGAGGCUAAAGUGUCAGUCUUUGAGCAGCUAGAGAAUUGUACAAGGGUUUUGCCACAAUAUACAUACUCGGGCAUCGGAUGGUAUUGGUCGCGUAUGCCGGUAAUUGUUCCUAAUGUCAAGGUGUUGGAGCUAGUGCUCAGUUUUCUGCACAUUCAUGUAAUUAGACAUG
Molecule: messenger RNA, 1125 nt
Organism: Coccomyxa subellipsoidea C-169
Lineage: Eukaryota; Viridiplantae; Chlorophyta; Trebouxiophyceae; Coccomyxaceae
Exons: 3
Coding region: 1-693 (230 amino acids)
Source: RefSeq, a predicted model, not a curated record